CCAACAGAGAUAUUCGCUGUCGUUACAACCGCAGUGUUUCCCAACAAAAUGGGACUGCUAAACGAAUCAGUCACCCCCCUGUCUCACAAAGACACCAUGAAAUAUGCCCAGCACGUGAGGGAGCAUGGCAUCACCCAGUUCAUAAACCUGUACAAACGGCUAAAAGAUAGACAGGGCGACGUACUGAAAUGGGGAGACGAAAUAGAAUACUCCAUAAUCAAAUUCGACCACGACCGAGAAGAAGCAAAGGUAAGUCUUCGAAGUUUCGAAGUGCUCGGCUCCCUGAAUGAGAAGCAAAAGGAAGAAGAAGAGGCAGCGGCUCUAUGGGGGCCGGAAUACGCAGCCUACAUGAUAGAGGGCACUCCGGGCAAGCCGUACGGGGGUUUGCUGGCGCACUUCAAUGUCGUGGAGGCCAAUAUGAAGCAUAGGAGGAAAGCGGUUGGUUGUUGCUUGGAAUCUGAUGAAGCUUUAAUGUCUAUAACCACAUUUCCAAGAUUGGGCUGCGAGAACUUUUCAUAUCCAUCUGCGAAGGUGACCCCAAAUGAAGGACUGACGGGAUCGUUAUUUAUCCCAGACUCCAUAAUACAUCCUGGCCAUCCUAGAUAUAGGAACACUACUAAUAAUAUAAGGCAAAGGAGAGGGGAAAAACCUAAUAUAAACUUGCCAAUAUUCAUGGACGAAAAUACUAACAUCCCAGUAGAUAAUUCCCAUGAACUCGAGAAAAACGCCCUUCCCGACUGUGUUUACUUGGACGCUAUGGGUUUUGGAAGCGGGUAUUCCUGUUUGCAAGUCACUUUCCAAGCUUGCAACAUCACCGAAGCAAGAGUAUUAUACGAUCAACUAGCGCCUUUUUGCCCGAUAUUGAUGGCUUUGACAGCAGCAGCUCCGUUCCACAGAGGUUUCAUCACCGAUAUUGACUGUCGGUGGGAUAUUCUAAAAAACACUUCCGACUGUCGUACUGAGGAAGAACGAGGACUAAAACCUCUGAAAAAUAAUAAAUUCGUUAUACCAAAAUCUCGUUACGAUUCAAUAAAUUCCUAUCUAUCACCCGGUAGUGAAAUAUAUAACGACGUACCUCUUUUAUAUCACCAGGAAGAUUUUGAGAAACUGUUGCAGAAUGGCGUUGACGAACUGCUCGCGAAACAUAUCGCUCACCUGUUCAUCAGGGACACCAUUUCAAUGUUCGCAGAAAAGAUACACCAGGAUGAUGAAGAGGAAACUGAUCAUUUCGAGGUAAAUAUUCAGUCAACAAACUGGCAGACGUUGAGGUUCAAACCACCACCCCCGAAUACGGAUAUCGGUUGGAGGGUUGAGUUUAGACCGUGCGAUGUUCAAAUUACAGAUUUUGAAAACGCUGCCAUCGUUUGCUUUCUAGUUCUUCUAACGAGGGUUAUUCUUUCUUACGAGCUUAACUUCUUGAUACCAAUCACUAAGAUUGACGAAAACAUUUCCAAUGCUCAAAAAAGAAAUGCUGUGAUAGAAGAAAAGUUUUGGUUCAGGCAUACCGUAAAUGAAAAAAACGAAUCCGUUGGUGUUCAAUUUGAGAAAAUGACUGUUAACGAAAUCGUCAAUGGAAAGAAAGAUCAAUUUCCCGGACUCAUACCAAUAAUAAAUAGUUAUUUGAGCAACAUGGAAGUGGAUGCAGAUACACACUGCACCAUACAGCAGUAUUUGAAAUUGAUUGAAGGUAAAGCAUCGGGAAAAAUAUUAACUGCAGCGUCGUGGAUGCGCAAAUUUGUUUUGGAACAUUCAGAUUACAGGAAAGAUUCGAAAGUGACGGAGAAAAUCAACUACGAUCUUCUUAGAGCAAUGGUAGCAAUAGAGACAGGAGAACAAUCUUGUCCAGAACUUUUAGGUUGCCACAGCAAAUCGAGGACUUGCGAAAAGAUUCCUACAGCUCUCAUCAACGGUUAUAACCAGUAACCCAGAAUAUAACAUGAGAAUAAAGUAUUAUCAAACAGA
Leptinotarsa decemlineata (Colorado potato beetle) is the source of this 1962-nucleotide messenger RNA. Its product is annotated as glutamate--cysteine ligase. Gene Ontology annotation, molecular function: glutamate-cysteine ligase activity. NCBI's taxonomy places the organism in Eukaryota, Metazoa, Arthropoda, Insecta, Coleoptera, Chrysomelidae. The record is from RefSeq and is a predicted model, not a curated record. Gene Ontology annotation, biological process: glutathione biosynthetic process. Gene Ontology annotation, cellular component: glutamate-cysteine ligase complex.